AUGGCAAGUGCUGGUGGAAACUCUUGUGUUAACGUUGGUUCUGCUCCUGCUGAUCCUGUCGGUGAGAAUGAUCCUACUGAUCCUAGUAUCUGCUCCUUGAUCCGCAGGGAUUUGGGCAACGCAGGAAUCUCAGGGCCUCUUCUUCCAGAUCUUGGAGGACUUGUGAACCUCCAGUACCUUGAGUUGUAUGCCAAUAGCCUGAUCGGUCCAAUACCAGCAAUACUAGGCAACCUGACAAAUCUUAUCAGCUUGGAUCUUUGGGAAAAUCUGCUUACCGGCCCAAUACCAACUUCGCUUGGCACCAUCAGCACACUGCGAUUUCUGAGGUUGUACCAGAACAACCUGACAGGGUCUAUACCGCCAUCAUUGGGCAAUCUGACGAGCCUUCAGGAACUGAAACUUGAAAAGAAUGCAUUCAGCGGCUCUAUUCCAUCCUCUCUUGGCAACCUCAAAGCAUUGCGGUUCCUGAAGUUGAACGAGAAUAUGCUGACUGGCACUGUUCCAUUGGAAGUCCUCUCCCUUGCCAUUGUUGGGAACUUGACAGAGCUAAAUAUUGCAAGGAACAACAUGGAUGGCACAGUGAGAUCAUCAGAACUAAGAGUGACUGCAAUUAUCCAAGACGAGCUGAAGACCACAUGAUGACUUGAUGAGUCCCAAGAUCAAGACUUUGUUCUGCUUUAUUAUAAUGCCGGAAAUUUAUGAAUAAAUGCAAUGGGAUAAACAAUUGUCUAGACUCUGGAGUUUAGACAUAUUGUAGUAGAAUUUGUGUACCAAAUUAAGUUUAAUUUGUGAGGACAUGAUUGAAUGGAUAAUGCGACAAUUCUAUUUUGUUAAAAAAUAGAAA
Panicum virgatum (switchgrass) is the source of this 844-nucleotide messenger RNA. Its product is annotated as leucine-rich repeat protein 1-like. Lineage: Eukaryota; Viridiplantae; Streptophyta; Magnoliopsida; Poales; Poaceae. The transcript is spliced from 7 exons. Gene Ontology annotation, molecular function: protein binding. Bases 1 to 639 code for a protein of 212 amino acids. The record is from RefSeq and is a predicted model, not a curated record.